Molecule: messenger RNA, 1665 nt
Organism: Gadus macrocephalus (Pacific cod)
Lineage: Eukaryota; Metazoa; Chordata; Actinopteri; Gadiformes; Gadidae
Gene: prkn
Product: parkin RBR E3 ubiquitin protein ligase
Exons: 9
Coding region: 96-1067 (323 amino acids)
Biological process (GO): autophagy of mitochondrion; negative regulation of protein phosphorylation; regulation of apoptotic process
Cellular component (GO): Golgi apparatus; ubiquitin ligase complex; endoplasmic reticulum
Molecular function (GO): ubiquitin conjugating enzyme binding; ubiquitin protein ligase activity; zinc ion binding
Source: RefSeq, a predicted model, not a curated record
GCUCGACGUCACCGUAUGGACUACAACCGCGGUGUCUCCGUCUGACCAUGGUCUGACCCGCACAUGAAGGACGGCGACCCGGCUGACGCCCCGCAAUGCUGGUCUUUGUUCGUUUUAACUCGGGUCCGGGCGUGGCGGUGGAGGUGGACGCGGGCUCCAGUGUGGGCGAGCUGAAGGCGCUGGUGGCCCAGCAGCAGGGGCUCCCUGCUGCUGGGCCUCUGAGGCUGCUGUUCGCUGGCCGCGAGCUCCAGGACGGGGGACACCCUGCAGCUGUGUGUCUGCAGGAGUUCUACCUGAAGUGUGCUCUUCAUCCUACGGCUGAGGAAGACGUGUCAGUGGCUCUGCCCCUCUUCAUCACCAACCACAGGGAGGUGGCCUGCAUCGCCUGCACCGACGUGCUGAGUCCGGUCCUGGUGUUCCAGUGUGCUGACCGUCAUGUCAUCUGUCUGGAGUGUUUCCGUGGUUACUGCCUCACCAGACUGAACGACAGACAGUUCAUCCACCAUCCCUUGAUUGGCUACUCACUGCCAUGUGCAGCUGGGUGUCCAGACUCUCUUAUUAAGGAGCUUCAUCAUUUCAGAGUCCUCGGGAAUGAGCAGUAUAUGCGUUACCAUGGAUACGGAGCAGAGGAGUGUCUGCUGCAGAUGGGCGGGGUCUUGUGUCCGAGGGCAGGCUGUGGGGCGGGGCUUAUCCCUCAAGCCCCGCCCACCCAGAGAGUGGAGUGCGAGAAGAUCAACGGCCUGGGCUGUGGGCUUGUUUUCUGUCGGGACUGUAAGGAAGAGUACCAUGAAGGGGAGUGUCAUAUGGCAGCUUCCUGCUCUGGGGACGCAGCUACGCAGUGUUUUGUGGUGGACGAGGGCGCCCUCCAGAGGAGCCGGUGGGAACUGGCGUCUCGCGACACCAUCAGAGAGACCACCAAACCCUGUCCUCAGUGCGGAGUCCCAGUGGAGAAGAACGGAGGUUGUAUGCACAUGGUGUGUCCGAGGACACAGUGUUCCAGUGAGUGGUGCUGGAUCUGCUCUGUGCCCUGGAACAGAGACUGCAUGGCCAACCAUUGGUUUGGAUGAAACAUUAGGACACGCCCACAGUCAACACUCUCUCAGGAGAGAAGACACGCCCCCAAUGAUGAUUAGACACGCCUUCAGCUGGGAAAGGACAUAUCUUCAACAGGGACAGGACACGCCUCAAAUUGUGAUAAGACACGCCUCCAACACUGACAGGACACGCCUCAAACACUGACAGGACACGCCUCCAACAGUGACAGGACACACCUCCAACACUGACAGUACACACCUCCACGGACCUGGGUUCCAGGGUCCUGUUCCAGGGUCCUAGGUUCAAGGAUCCUGAGUUCCAGGCUGUGUUCCAGGGUCCUGUUCCAGGGUCUACCAGGGGUUUUAAAACUAACUAUCUUAUUAAUUUCUCUAAAGCUAAACGGUUUUCUUCAAUGUGACACUUUUUGGUAUGCGUUCAUUUAUAGAAACAUACAAUGUUACGACAUGUGGGAAUUAAGUCCCGUUUCUUAACGUAAUGAGUUUUCGCAGAACCUAGUACACGACCCGUCUGUCUGUACGUCCUGCUCACAAACAUUUGAGUGCUUGGGAUCUACAAGGUGUUAAUGUUAUGAAUUGAUACAAUGAUUGAUAUUGAAUUAUCAUAUACGGU